Naegleria gruberi is the source of this 927-nucleotide messenger RNA. RefSeq names its product rab family small GTPase. The coding region runs from base 1 to 927 and encodes 308 amino acids. The record is from RefSeq and is a predicted model, not a curated record. The transcript has a single exon. Lineage: Eukaryota; Heterolobosea; Eutetramitea; Acrasida; Naegleriidae. Gene Ontology annotation, molecular function: GTP binding; GTPase activity.
AUGAAAUAUCAAGAGGAUGGUGAUGAUGAUUUUGAAGAGAAUAAGCCACCAACUUCAGAAUCCUUCCUAGACUUGGCUGCAGAAAAAGUUGGAUUCUACGAAUUUUGCUUUCAACAAUAUGUUAUGAACAUGUUGAAGGAGUGUGAGAAGGAGUGGAGUGAAAAGGGUCUAUGGCAACACAUUGUCUUGAAUUUGAAAGAGGAUGAUAAUUCUUCAUCAUCAUCCACAGUGGCAGAUAAGACUCAUCAACCCGAUGAUUUAUUAUUAUUCGAGAGUUUGAUGAAACAAUUUCAAGUUUACAAAUCCUUCCUGAAGAAUAGUGGUAAGAAGAUUGUGGAAGAGGAAGCAGCUCUCCUUAGAGUUAGAAAAUUUUCACUCACCGAUGAAACCUUUUCCAAGUGGAAGGAUAUCAAGUUGGCAAAGUGUUGUGUUUUGGGCUGUGGUGCAGUUGGCAAGACAACAUUUUGUAAAUCCUUAGAUGUUUCAAAAUUCAAACCACACCAAAAGUAUUUACCAACCAUUGGUUGUACUGUCUCAGUUUUCAAUUUGUCAACACAAUUGAAUCAGACUGAAAGCUUGAACAUUGCAUUAUGGGACUGGGCAGGAGGAGAACAAAUAUACGUACCAAGAAAUUCUUUUUUGAAUGAUUCCAAAUAUUGCAUCAUUGCUUUUGACUUGACAAGCAAAGCCACCUUACUAAAUAUUCGUUUCUUUAUAGAGCAGGUUAGAAAGUUAGUCCCCUCAUGUAUCAUGGCCAUUGUUGGUAUGCAGUCAGAUCACAGUUCAGAAUACAAGAUUACAAAUCAAAGACUCUACAAUCGAUUGGCUACACACACAGUUCCCUAUAUUGAGAUUAGCUCCAAAUUAUUGGAGCACAACACAGUUCCACUGUGGUUUUUCUUUUUGAUGGAGUAUCUUAAUGCUUGA